AUGUCUGUGUCGUCGGCGCUGUCGUCGUUCCUGUACGGCUGCUUCAACCCGGCGGGCGGGCGGUACCACCACCACCGCGCGGGGGCCUACUACCACAGCAGCCACCCCACGAGCGCCGACACCCUGUACUACAACCAGGGCGGGUUCGCCGGCGGCCGCAGGAUGGGCCGGAGCAGCCGGCCGCUGUCCCUGCAGACGGUGGAGCUGAAGGUGCGGAUGUGCUGCUCGGGGUGCGCGCGGGUGGUGAAGCACGCGCUGACGAAGCUGCGCGGGGUGGACAGCGUGGAGGUGGAGGUGGAGAUGGAGAAGGUGACGGUGACCGGGUACGUGGAGCGGCACCGGGUGCUCAAGGAGGUGCGGCGCGCCGGGAAGAAGGCCGAGUUCUGGCCCAACCCGGACCAGCCGCUGCACUUCACCACCGCCAAGGACUACUUCCACGACCAGGAGUCGUUCCGCCCCAGCUACAACUACUACCGCCACGGCUACAACGGCGACAAGCACGGCCACCUCCCCGAGCCCCACCGCGGCUCCGACCCCGUCAGCAACAUGUUCAACGACGACGACGUCAACGCCUGCUCCAUCAUGUAA
Messenger RNA from Triticum turgidum subsp. durum (durum wheat), 588 nucleotides. Lineage: Eukaryota; Viridiplantae; Streptophyta; Magnoliopsida; Poales; Poaceae. The record is from the annotation of a GenBank genome assembly.